This is a messenger RNA of Alternaria burnsii, 1203 nucleotides long. Its product is annotated as c6 zinc finger domain-containing protein. The record is from RefSeq and is a predicted model, not a curated record. The transcript has 2 exons. Bases 1 to 1203 code for a protein of 400 amino acids. Lineage: Eukaryota; Fungi; Ascomycota; Dothideomycetes; Pleosporales; Pleosporaceae.
AUGCUUAUUAACACAAGCGUUCCUACAGUAGAGGAUGUACAAGCGAUUGCAUUAGUCGCGGCAUACUCGGAGAACGGAUUUGUACUAAUAGCAACAGCCCUUCGCUUCGCCAUACAGAUCGGGCUACCUCUUGCUGUUGAUCAACUCAUCGCGAAAAGUCAUGCGCGGCCAAGGGUUAUUACCACCGAUGAGCAAAAUCUUUACCGUUUAUCCAGAGUUUGGCACGGCAUCUGCAACCUUGAGCUUUUUUUCUCUCUCGAUGGAGGCAAACUACCAGGCCUGACUCUUCAAAUGUCGUCCAGGAAGAUUAGGAGCCUGCUCGUUCAUCCGGAACGAACAGCGAUAGAUAUCCGACUUCUUUCGCAAGUCGAGCUCAAUAUCAUCCGUACCGAAGCUUAUACCAAGAUCAUGGGUCGGAACAGCGACUUCAUGAUCCAACUCAGCGAAGAUCAGCUCCGAACCACAGUAGAUGACGCUAGAGUUGAGCUGUCACUGUGGCUAGAUGAGUGGACCACUAUCGCCAUGACGGAGCCAGCACCACACCAACGUGCAAUAGCAUUACAAAAUUUGCAAAUCCAACGGGAGUGGGCGAUGAUGACGCUCUAUCUUAAAGCUGUAUCCUCGUCAGGGAUCGAGAACAUUGCAAUCAUGACUGACUUCCAACGCGACUUCAUACGUAAAGCCAAGGAGGCGGCAAGCUGCCAUCUACAUUACAUGCUUCAGUCAUCGCUAACACCAACCUCGUCGCCUGCAUCUCACACUACCACCUCUGGCUCAGCAUAUCUCAGUACUUUCCGCUGGACGCUUGAUUACGUUUGGGCUAAAUGCGCCGUAUCAGUUCUACUCGUUCUUAGGCUAGCCAUUCUUCUCCGCGACCCAGUCCCCUCUGUCAUGGCGCUGCUUCGUGACGCGCACCGCGUGCUAGAAGAGUUGAAGACAGUGACCGUCGGCCAUAUCGCAUAUUUCCAGAUCUUGCAAACCAGCAUCGAGAAAUGCGAAGCCGCUCUCCGGGAGUAUGCAGCGGAACAAAAUUCAGAUCAAGAAAAUUCGAUGGCUGGAGCAAGAAAUGGGGCGGCUGAAGACGAGUUCCAGGGCUACGUGCCAAGCGAGUUUGUGUUCGAGUGGGAUUUUCCUGGGUUAAAUCUCAAACACAUGCCUCUCGGAUGGCAAGAUCUAUUUGUCAACAUAGACAGCUUGUUUUGA